AUAUCAGCUGUUGGUUAAUAGUUGUUUUGGAACGGUGGUUAAUAUUCUACAACAAAGUAUAGUAGAGUGGUUGCAUGAAGAUUUUCAAGCAGCUUAAAAUGGCAAAGAAGUACAUAGACAUUGGCGCUAACCUUACCGACCCGAUGUUUCGUGGUGUAUACGGUGGUAAACAGAAGCACACCGAUGAUUUACAUUUGGUGCUAGAGCGUGCGUGGAAGCAAGGCGUCGAGAAGAUGAUCAUCACCGUCGGCAGUCUUAAUGAGACAGAUGAGGCGCUGAAGUUGGCCCAACAAGAUGAUCGCCUAACUGUUACAAUGGGUUGCCAUCCCACGCGUUGUAAUGAGUUCCUACAAGACCCAGAGCAAUAUUACCAAAGCUUACGAAACAAAAUACGUGAAAACCCAGAAAAAGUAAUUGCUGUGGGUGAGUGUGGACUCGACUAUGAUCGACUGCAUUUCUGUGAGAAAGAUACACAGAAAAAAUAUUUCGAGAAGCAACUCAGCCUGGCUGCCGAAUUCCGUUUACCACUCUUCCUGCAUUGCCGGAAUGCGCAUUCUGACUUCAUGGAAAUACUCGAACGUAAUCGAGACAAGUUGUUGGACGCUGGUGGUGGUGUGGUUCACAGUUUUGAUGGAACGCUAGAGCAAGCUGAAAAAGUGAUCGCGUACGGAGGACUUUACAUCGGUUUGAAUGGAUGUUCGCUAAAAACUGUGGAAAAUUUGGAAGUUAUUAGAAGAAUACCUAGCGACCGAAUUAUGCUGGAGACUGAUUGUCCUUGGUGCGGAAUACGUCCAUCACAUGCAGGAUCGAAAUACGUACAAACGAAAUUUACGGCGGUAAAGAAAAAGGAGAAAUGGACCGCAGAAACCUUGAUGGACGGACGUUGUGAGCCAUGCCAAAUUAGCCAAGUCCUUGAAGUUAUCGCAGGUGUGAAGGAUGAAGAUGCCUCCCUACUGGCAGAAAAGUACUAUAAUAACACAUUGGACCUUUUUUAUUAAAAAAUUAAAUAUGAGCAUUUACAAAAACUAA
Messenger RNA from Anastrepha ludens (Mexican fruit fly), 1029 nucleotides. Its product is annotated as deoxyribonuclease TATDN1. Gene Ontology annotation, cellular component: cytosol. The coding region runs from base 75 to 998 and encodes 307 amino acids. NCBI's taxonomy places the organism in Eukaryota, Metazoa, Arthropoda, Insecta, Diptera, Tephritidae. The transcript is spliced from 4 exons. Gene Ontology annotation, molecular function: 3'-5'-DNA exonuclease activity. The record is from RefSeq and is a predicted model, not a curated record.